Drosophila rhopaloa is the source of this 3378-nucleotide messenger RNA. RefSeq names its product extensin. The coding region runs from base 494 to 3121 and encodes 875 amino acids. The transcript is spliced from 3 exons. Lineage: Eukaryota; Metazoa; Arthropoda; Insecta; Diptera; Drosophilidae. The record is from RefSeq and is a predicted model, not a curated record.
GUUUUGAAACGGAUGCACUAUUGGCACUGGCGAAGCGAACCGAAGAAAACCUGAAGCCCCUGAAACUCUGGCUCCUCCAUAAAGAUCCCAGGUCUUGUCCCAAAACCCGAGGCCGUGCGAAUGUCUUUCGGUUUCGACGGCAGAAGCUCGAAGAGCUGCUAUCUUCAUCGGUCGCGCUGGUCGUUUAAAAGUGAAAUUUACUGAAUGAAAAGAAAUGUCUUCUGGCCAGCCUCGCUGUCUGGCCGUGUGGCUUUGUGUUUGAUUAUUGAUUUGUGACAAUUGUCGGCAAGGAAAUGACUGCAAAUUAGUUGGCAAACAAUCGCCGCCUCGAAAGGAUUAAAAAAAAACCAACAGAUUUUAAAACGCUUAUUCGCGAGAUCGUGGAUAUAUUUGUUCCUGUGCCAGUGGCAUUGAAUGGUAAGCCGAUUGGCCGGAAAAAUAAGAUAAGACGUGAAAAAAACCCGAGAGACCGAUCAACGAACCGAGCCAAACGAUGAUUAGUGAACGCCACAAGAGCCGCGAUUUGGUUACGAUACUUGGUCUGCUCCACCUCCUGCUCCUCGGAGUCGCCUCCGGCCAUGUGAUCGAGGUUUUGGCUCAAUCAACAACCGCAUCCACAUCCCAGGCGCAGACGGAGACGGAGACGCAGACGCAGACUUUUCAGGCUUUGGAGACCAAGACCAAGACGAAGACGAAUGCCAGUCAGGAUGGGGCUGGUCUGACGCCCGGUGCGACAACAGCCCCCAGGCUGGAUCCGAACAACAACAACGAGUGGCGUCCCCUUGGACACGGAGAUCCCCUGCAAAAGGACCCCACCUACGACUACAGUCCGCCGGCCUUGGAUCGAGUUCGCUAUUGGGCGGAGAACAACAGCACGGGACAGAGUAAUCCGGAGGCCAGGAAAAAGGAGCUACCGCCGGAGGUGCUUCGCAAUAAGACGAAGAGCGAGGUUCUGCUUCUGGGCGUGGCCAGUGAACGGGUGAGGGUGCCCCACUCCCAUUCGUAUCCGCCAGUGGGCUUAAGCCAACAUCAGCAGCAGCAACAACAGGCUAAAUAUGCAGGCAUCCGGAGAAGCUACUAUGCUCCCACUCAACAGCAACAUAGCCAACAUAGCCAACAUAACCCACAAAUGCCACAACAAACCCAACAUAUUCCACCCCACUUGCAUACCCAGCAGCACAUGCCACACACCCAUUUGAUGCCACCACCCAUGAUGAUGAUGAAAUCGGGUGCCUCCCCCGUUCCUCACCUGGAAUAUAGACACAGCAUGAUGGCCACAGGGGCACCCACCUCGUAUAUGAGCCUCAAUUAUAUGAGUUCGCCAACGCCCAAACAGGCGAUAACCUCCUCUGUGAUUUACCAUCAACCAGGGAUGGGUCACCAUACCUCUUUGUCGUCCUCAACGCCUUGGAUAACCAGCAUGCCACCACCACAUCGCUUGAGUCACUCAGACCCACAUAUCCAGGAAACCAUGCACAGUUAUAGCUUUUCGAGGCCCCAUCACCAGCAAUCGGUGAGUUACUCGCCCAACUCGCUGCCAGGACUUCAAGGUGGACCCAAAACAGGUCUAAGGAAACCCUGGCUGCAUGAGCUGUUGCAAAAGGAGGUGGUGGUGACGUCCAAGCCCAAGGUAAAGCCCACAAUGCCGGCUACCAAAUAUCUGAUGGGUACGAGCAAGCCACAUCACCCACUGCCACCUGUUGGUUUUGGCAUUAGUUCAACCCGCCCACCGUUUACCUACGCCCCAGUGACCUUUGUGCCUGGACCACCCACCGUAGUGGUGCCCACCGUGGCCACCAGACAAGAACUGCAGCCGGAGGUCUACAUCACACCCACUCCUCAACCAAGUAGCUCUAGGUUUAGACCCAUGUUGAUGACCAGCACAGCCACCGUGGGAACCACUCCUUCGACCACAUCGACGACUUCACCCAUUUAUCAACGUACCAGCAGCACACCAACCAGUAAUCGUUUGCUGAUCCCCCAGACGAGCAAUCUGGCCCAGCGACCCACCGUGGCUCCUGCUCCGAGUGAACCCACCACCGACUCGCUUUUCUCCCACUACAAGCAACCACCGAAACCCCUACUAGGACCCAUGUACCUCAUCAUCGAGGGUCAUUCGAAGGUGAAGACUUAUGGCCAAAACGAAUUGGAUCCACAUAGUCCAAAGAUAGUGCCGGUUAUCUCGAAGAGGGAGCCAGUGGUUAGGAUAGCAGAUCCCAAUGAGAAGCGGGGAACGGUGGAGUCCUAUCAGGUCAAACAUUUGCACACGAAAACCACGCCCAUGACAACGACGACUACGACUAGCAAGCCCUCAACCACGAAGCCUUCGACCACAAUAGCGCCGGAAAAAUCACCUGUUUACAGCACUACUAAAGCACCGGUUAGCAGUACCACUAAGUCUACUACAGCCAAAACCACCACAGCCAAAACCACCACAACCAAAACCACCACAUCCAAAACCACCACAACCAAAACCACUAAGGCGACAACGACCAAAGGUCCAAUCAGAAGCACAACUCCUUCAAAUCCACCACAACCAAAGCCAGAAUCACCCACUGAUGUUAAUGAUCUAUUGAGCCUGCUGGAUAAUAUGUUUUCAGAUGCCCAUGAGAUCGCCUCAUCCACUGGGACACCUCCAUUGGCCACUUCCACCACGAGCACCGUGCUGAAGCCAGUUAGUACCAAGUUGUUGCCCCAACAACCGGAACCAAGGAUUGCCAGUAAUGCGGGAAACAUAGAGAGUCUGCUCGAAGAUGACACCCAUGGAGAUGAUGAAGCUGGCGAAGAUCCAGGGUCACCGAUUUCCACUGAGACACCGCCGCGAGCAACGCGUCAGGUCUUUGACUAUGAUCAAUUGCCAGAGUCACGGAUUAAAGAGGGGGUCACCGAUAUUAUGGAAUACACUGAUGAUGAGGAGGAGCUGGAGCUGGAGGGAGAUGAUGAAACGGCCACCGAUGGUGAACUGGAAGAUGAGGAGGAGACGGAGGCAGAUGAGUCACAAAAUUUGCUCAAACGAAUAGAUCAAUUUGUGGAUGAUGUCGACGAUGGUGAAGACGAUUUGGAGGAUCUAAUCGAAGGUCUGGACGACGGGGAGAUCGACGAAAGGCGACAGCAGCAUUAGCCCAAGAUAAGCAUUUUUCUUAAACUGCGCUCUAUACCAAAUCUAUCAGAAACUUUUUCUCACGCCUAAUACGUUCUUGUACAUAAGUCAGCUUUAAUUGAAUCUGUAUUUAUUUGUUGUUAGUUAUUAGGCCCUGCUGGCAUCACAAUGUGAUUGCAUUCUAUACCCAAUAUAAUUCGAGCAAAGAGUUUUCGUUGUGUAAUUAAGCAUUAAAUUAUUGAAAUUUUCUUACGUUUUUUAGUUAUUAAGUGUGCAAU